AUCUAUCACUCAUAUACGGGAGAUUUUAGAGCAUCAAAAUUCUUUAAAGAAGUGCUUAGUAAAAAUUUUGUAAAAAAGAAAGGAAAUUAGAAUAUGGCUUCUUAUCAAGCGGUUUGUACUGCUGGAUUUAUACACUUCGUUUUCGGGAUUUCGGUAUACCUUUCGCAACCUACGGAAAGCUGUUCACCUGCUCCGAAGUUGGGAGGCUGGAUUUUCUUAGGAGCUCUCGGGCUCUUGGCCACCGACAUUAAAAUGUAUCCGGAUCGUUAUCUGCACCUGCCGUAUGCCAUACAGUUUCUGGUGGAGACGACCGGCUCCCUGGCCAUCCUGGAGUUCUUCUCGAACGUGGUUUGGUGCACGCUGGAACAACUGAUCCAUCACCUGGUGAGGCUGCUAGUUCUUUCCCUGGGAAUGAACGACGAGCUUUACCUGGCCCUGGAGUAUUGGCUCCUAUUGAUUCCCACCACAGCUCUGGCCGGCUCUUUGUUUGCGAUCAUGAAAAUGGCCAUUUUACCCCUCUUCGAUAUCAAGUCGAUCUAUAGAAAGCAGGAAACAAAGGUGCAUCUCGACAAGGACGUUUACAUUGAUCUGGUUAGUCAAAACAUGCGAAAGCUGGAAAAGUACAAUCGUCGAUAUAAAAAGGAAUUAAAUAUGUAAAAAGGAACAUAAAUUUAAUGUGGAGUCGAAAUCUUGAAUCAUUUGUAUAUAACCUCAGCUUACAAAUAAUAGUACUUAUAAUUUAAUUAUAUAUUUGUAUUUGAA
Drosophila biarmipes is the source of this 762-nucleotide messenger RNA. RefSeq lists its product as uncharacterized. The transcript has a single exon. The record is from RefSeq and is a predicted model, not a curated record. Bases 94 to 657 code for a protein of 187 amino acids. NCBI's taxonomy places the organism in Eukaryota, Metazoa, Arthropoda, Insecta, Diptera, Drosophilidae.